AUGGCAUCCACAAAGAAAGAGAUUUGCAUUGCCGUUAUCGGCGCUGGAGGCGUUGGCUCCAUCUUUGUUGAGCAGCUUGCAUGGCUUGCGAAGAAUGAAAAAACCACUCGUCUUAAGCUAUGCUACAUUGCGGAUAUCGAUCGAGCUUUAUAUCAUGACGAUUAUUCCGAACUGGACAUUGGCUUGGCUCUCGAGACUUUGCAAAAACGAGGCCGUGAUCCCCCCUCCCUGGACAAGAUUAUCGACUACCUAUCCGGAGCGCCUCACAAGGUCAUCGUGGCAGACAAUACAAGCUCCCAAGCAGUAGCUUCAGCUUAUCCCUCCUUCCUUAGACGUGGCAUAAGCAUCAUCACCCCUAACAAGAAGGCUUUCUCUGGAGACUAUAAGUUAUGGGGAGAGAUUUUUGACGCAACUACACCUACUGGCCCCUUCGUCUAUCACGAAUCUUCCGUCGGUGCUGGCAUGCCUAUCAUCUCAACCAUCAAUGACCUUGUCAACACUGGCGACCAAGUGACUCGAAUUGAAGGAGUCUUUAGUGGCACACUAUCUUUUCUAUUUAACUCGUUUGCCCCCACCUCUGGAAACGGUGGGACAUGGUCAGCUGAAGUUAUCAAGGCCAAAGAGCUUGGUUACACUGAACCUGAUCCUCGGGAUGACCUUAACGGCCUCGACGUGGCUCGUAAAAUCACCAUCUUAGGGCGGCUGGCUGGCGUGCCUAUUGAGUCCCCUGCGGCAUUUCCAGUCCAGAGCUUGAUUCCGCAGGAACUAGAGGGCAUCGCCAAUGCCUCGGAGUUCCUAAAACGUCUUCCCGAGUUUGAUUCGGUUAUGGAAGAGCAUAAAAAGGUCGCUGAAAAGGCUGGGAAGGUUAUUCGUUACAUUGGUAGCGUCGACGUGACAACUGGACAAGCCAAAGUUGGCCUUGAGUUAUUCGAACCUACUCAUCCAAUUGCUACGCUUCGAGGUAGCGACAACAUAAUUAGUUUCUACACUAAACGUUAUGGAAAGAUGCCGUUGACGAUUAGAGGUGCUGGUGCUGGAGGCCAGGUUACUGCAAUGGGUGUCACAGGGGAUCUGUUGAAGAUUAUUUCGCAGAUGUAG
Messenger RNA from Fusarium sp. VM40, 1098 nucleotides. Lineage: Eukaryota; Fungi; Ascomycota; Sordariomycetes; Hypocreales; Nectriaceae. The record is from the annotation of a GenBank genome assembly.